Molecule: messenger RNA, 7631 nt
Organism: Eublepharis macularius
Lineage: Eukaryota; Metazoa; Chordata; Lepidosauria; Squamata; Eublepharidae
Gene: CR1
Product: complement C3b/C4b receptor 1 (Knops blood group)
Exons: 50
Coding region: 543-7241 (2232 amino acids)
Source: RefSeq, a predicted model, not a curated record
CCUGUUACCCUGGCAAUGAAACCUCGGCAUUCAGGAUGGGGAGAAGGGAAAAGAAAAGAAAAAAGCAAAAUUCCGGUCCAGCAGCACCUUAAAGAUCAACUAGAUUUCCAGGGCUUUCCCGAGUCAGAGAGCGUGGGAAAACGAAAAGGUCCUUAUAAUCCAGGCCGAGGCUGAGAAGGGUAUUGCAAAUUAGUGUCAGGAAGCUCGCUACAAAACAUGAAGAGCAAGAUUAGAGCCUGGGUGGGAAGGGCAGAAAAUCAGCUUCUGUAAUGCAAGAAAACGGUCAUUUUUUUUUUAAGCUGAGGAAGCCGGGUUGCGGUUUCCUUUUCAGCUUCCGGAGUUUCUUGGGGCUUCUUCCCGGACAGCUCCUAGGGCAGCCCCUUUCCUCUUAUCCCCGGAGGCAUUUGGGACUGCCCGCACCAGCCUCACUAUUCGCUUGCCUCCGUCCCAGGCCUCCCAUUCGCCGCUGCGCCUCCUUCCUCCGCUUUCCGUUGCAGGAAUUCGUGGCGGCUUGAAGCGGGGAGUCCAGCGAGCGUGCAGCAAUGCCGGGCUCUUUUCCGUCGAGCAUCGAUCCCAAGCUCUUCGUGCUCUUGUCGCUGCUUUCUGGAGUUCGGGGUGACUGUGGAAAACCUCCAAAAUUAAAGAAUGCCAUCCCUCAGGGAAAUGUUGAUGCUGCAAGCUUCCCUACUGACACAGCAGUAAUCUAUGAAUGCCUGGAUGAUUUCUAUAAUAUUCAAGGGAAAUUAGAUGUUACAACAUGCCUUUCAAAUUCACAGUGGUCACCCAUAGAAGAAUUUUGUGAAAGCAGCUGUCCUGUACCAACUAGUUUAAAAUAUGCUCAACCAAAGCCAGAGGAAGCGAGUAAGAGUUAUUAUACUCCUGGGACCACUGUGACCUAUGUCUGUCGCCGAGGUUAUGACAGCAUCCCUGGAAUGAGUCCUGUUAUUAUUUGUCUUCAGAAUAACACUUGGUCAAAAGUCCCUGUUUUUUGUAAAGGUAAAUCAUGUGGCGAUCCAGGAAAACCACAAAAUGGCAGAGCUGUUAUUCUAACUGAUCUCCUGUAUCGAGCAAAAGUAAAUUUCACCUGUGAUGAUGGGUACAGAUUAAUCGGAACACCUGUUACCCAGUGUUUAACAGAGAGUAAUACCGUCAAAUGGAAUAAGGAGCCUCCAGAUUGCCAAUCGAUCACUUGCUCUUCUCCUCCCAAUAUCACUGGGGGCACUCAUGAUGGAGGAGAAAGUUUUGAGAAUUUCCCAUAUAACUCAACAAUUACUUAUAAAUGCAAUCAUGGCUUUUCACUAAUUGGAGAGGCGUCCAUUCAUUGCACAACUGAAGAUAAAAUAAAGGGAAUCUGGAGUGGCCCUGCUCCUGAAUGUAAAGGUGACUGUAACCCUCCUGAACCUAUCCGCAAUGCCGCACUAAAGCAAGAACCAAAGCCAAGCUAUCCUGCUGGGACUGAGUUGACUUACACUUGCAUCUCAGGUUAUGAAUAUAUUCCUGGAAAGCGACCUGUUAUUCGAUGCCUUGACACGUCAGAGUGGUCACAGGUUGAUGUGUUCUGUCAAGGAAAACGAUGUCCAACUCCUGAUAUAGAGAAUGGCCAUAUAGUAGAAGACAGUGAACUGCGGCUAGGGGAUCAAAUAACUUUUGCCUGUUAUGAGGGAUACAGACCAGUAGGGAGAACUGAAGCUCGGUGUAUUUUGAGCGGCGGCAAUGUUGAUUGGAAUAGUAGGCCUCCACAUUGUGAACGUGUUCCUUGUUAUCCCCCUCCUGAAAUUGCCAACGGUAGGCAUAAUGGGCAGGGGGACAGCUAUACAUACGGCUCUGCAGUAACAUAUCAGUGUGACCCUGAGUUCUCUCUGAUUGGAAACAAGACUAUUGUGUGCACAGUUGACAAAAAUCUGAACGGAAAGUGGAGUGGAUCUGCACCUCAGUGUAAAGUGGUGAAAUGUAGAACACCUGAAGUCUUAAAUGGAGUAAUGAUAACUUCGUAUCAGCCUUCAUACACAUAUCAGGACAGAGUAGUAUUUAGAUGUCAUGAUAACUUUAGGCUGAAGGACAACAGAGGUGAUAUUUCAUGUGGAUCUAAUAGUACAUGGGAACCUCGUCUUCCAGAAUGUAUUGAAGAUAUUCGUCCAACUACUUCUUCAGGAGGAGAUAUGAAAAGUAGCACUCCAGCAGGGCCAACUACACGGUCACCCAUUGGGUCAACAGUAAAACCAGUGGAAGAAACCACUGAAAUAGCAACUUCAACAGUAAAAAAUCUCUCAGGAAAUUAUUUGGGAUCUAUAGAGCCAACAGAGAAGCCGAAAGAUGAAUCAGGAUCUUCUGUUGGAGUCAUUGUUGGAGCUGUUGUUGCCGUUAUAGCUGUGAUUGCUAUAACUGUUGGUGCUCUGAUAGGCAGAGCUCACCUUAAAAGACGGGGGAAACUUGCCACUCAUUCUUCCCCUUCUGAGUCUUACACUGCAGUGCCGCGUAAUACAGAUAUAUCAUUAGAAGAAAAAGAGAAACCUGUGAAAAUAAGAGAUAGCUGUGGCCCCCCAACUAGAUUCUACUUUGCUGAGCUAAUUGAUGAGCAUAAAAGCAAGACUUCCUUUCCUGUUGGUUCAACUGUGAAAUACAGGUGUCGACCAGGCUAUCAGGGACGGAGGACCUCUGUUACGUGCCUUGAAACGCUGAAGUGGUCAGAAGCACCUACAUUCUGUGGAAAAAUGACAUGUCCAAAUCCAGGAGAGCCAGAUAAUGGCAGGGUGAUCGUACCAAAAGAUCUCUUCUUUGGUUCCACUGUAAAUUUCAGCUGUGAUGAAGGGCACAGGCUAAUUGGACAGUCUUCUAUACGGUGUAUAAUAGCAAACCAAAAAAUAAUAUGGAGUGGUGGAAUUCCUCGAUGUCAGCGUAUUCCUUGUUAUCCACCUCCAGAUAUUCCCCAUGGCAAGCACAAUGGCAGAUACAAUCAAGACUAUGUUUAUGGGGAUGCUGUAACUUACACCUGUGACAAAGGCUACCCCCGUAUUGGAGAUGCCUAUAUUCACUGUACUACUAAGGAUGGAGAAAAUGGAGUGUGGAGUGGCCAUGUAUCUUGUGGAGCAAUUCAGUGUUCUGCACCUCAAAGUAUUGCCAAUGGAAAAUACACCAGUCAGGCAUCAGAAGUUUUUGAUAACGGGGCAUUUGUAGAGUACAGCUGUGGACCUGGAUACAAACUUAUUGGGGAAGCAAGAAUUUAUUGUACAGAGACUGGGUCUUGGAGCUCCCCAACACCAUACUGUGAAGUCAUAGGCUGUUUAGGUCCAGAAAUUCAGAAUGGAAGAAUAACAAGUUCUAAAGUGCUCUUUGAUCCCCGGGAGAUAAUUACCUUUGAAUGUGACCCUGGCUACAUCCUGCAAGGCACCCGGGUGAUUCAGUGCCAGUCUAACAGUACAUGGGACUCUCCUGUACCCAUCUGUGUAAAGGUAAAGCAAUGCCAAAGACCCCCAAAUAUCCAGCAUGGGAGUCAUAGCAACCUGGAAUCAGCAGUGUUUGCCAAUGGGAUGUUUGUGAGGUAUAAAUGUGAUCCUGGCUACACCCUUAUUGGUGAGAAAACUAUUUAUUGCACUACCUCUGGCACUUGGAGUCCGCCUGCCCCUCACUGUGCAGGAAGCUGUGGCCCCCCACCUAACUUAAACUUUGCUGAGCUAACCAAUGAAUAUAAAAACAAGACUUCCUUUCCUGUUGGUUCAAUUGUGAAAUAUGGUUGUCGACCAGGCUAUUAUGGAUUUAGGACCUCUGUUGCAUGUCUUAGUAAUCUAACAUGGUCAGGCAUUGAUAAACUCUGCAAAAAAAGAUCAUGUGAAAAUCUAGGAGAUGUAGAGAAUGGCAGAGUGAUUAUAUCAGAAGAUCUUUCAUUUGGUUCCACUGUAAAUUUCACCUGUGAAGAAGGGCACAAGCUAAUUGGUCAGUCUUUUAUACGAUGUGUGUUAUCCGGCCAAAAAGUCACAUGGAGUGGUAAAAUUCCAUUUUGUCAACGUAUACAAUGUUAUCCACCUCCAGAUAUUCCCCAUGGCAAGCACAAUGACAGAUACAAUAAAGACUAUUUUUAUGGGGAUGCUGUAACUUACACCUGUGACAAAGGCUACCCCCGUAUUGGAGAUGCCUAUAUUCACUGUACUACUAAGGAUGGGGAAAAUGGAGUGUGGAGUGGCCGUCUAUCUUGUGGAGUAUCUCAGUGCCCUGUCCCUCCAGACAUAGCCAAUGGAAACCACAAUGUAACUGCUGGGAAAGUGUUUACUUCUUACAUGUCUGUCACUUACUUUUGUGAUCCUGGCUAUUCACUUAUUGGCAAAGCAUCUAUUUCUUGUACAGCUUCUGGGAACUGGAGCCUUCCUCUGCCUCACUGUGAAGUUCAGUGCUCUACACCUCAAAGGAUCACCAAUGGAAAAUACACCAGUCAGUCAUCAGAGGUUUUUACUAAGGGAGCCUUUGUAGAAUACAGCUGUGACCCUGGCUACCAUCUUAUAGGAGAAGCAAUAAUUGAUUGUACUGAGUCUGGGUCUUGGAGCUCCCAGACACCUUCCUGUGAAGUAGUACAAUGUCCUUCACCUCCAGAAAUCCUGCAUGGGGAACACAAUGCCCUGGAAUUGGCAAUAUUUACUAAUGGAAAAUCUAUAAAAUACCGCUGUGAACCUGGGUACAUCCUUAUUGGAGAGGCAACUAUUUAUUGCACUGCAUCUGGUGCAUGGAGUCUCCCUGUCCCCAAAUGUGAAGUGAUACAAUGCCAGAGACCCCCUAAAGUCCAAAAUGGGUUUCACAGCAACCAGGAAUCAGUGGUGUUUAGCAAUGGAAUGUGUGUGAAGUAUACAUGUGAGGAUGGAUACACUCUUAUCGGUGAGGCAACAAUUUAUUGCACUGAAUCUGGCACAUGGAAUCUCCCUGCCCCUCGCUGUGAAGAAACUAGCUGUAUAUGCCCAGUGAUUCAGAAUGGAAGAACAACAACAUCUAAACUUUCUAUCAAACCCAGAGAGACCAUUGAGUUUGAAUGUGAUCCUGGUUACAUUCUGGAAGGGAAUAAUGAAAUUCAGUGCCAGUCUGAUGGUACAUGGGAGCCUUCUGUGCCCAUCUGUGUUAGUGGUAACAUAGAUACUGAAAUUCCACCAACUCUGCGUUCUUCCAUUGUGUCACAGUGUCCCUCUCCACCACAUAUUGAUAAUGGAUAUCACAUUGGAGAGGCCUUGUAUGUUUUUCCCGCUGGAACAACUGUAAGCUAUAGCUGUAUUUCAGGCUAUAUCCUCAUUGGACAGGAAUCUAUCUCUUGUACAGAGUCUGGUGCAUGGAGCUUCCCUCCUCCUCGGUGUGAAGUGUUGCAGUGUACUCCUCCACCACCUAUUUCCAAUGGUGAGCACGAUGGCCACAGACUGGCUAACUUUACUGUUGGCACAAGUGUAAAUUAUACUUGUAAUCCUGGCUACUUGCUAGUUGGUGAGGCUUCCAGUCACUGUACAUCUUCUGGAGCGUGGAGUCAGCCUAUACCUCGGUGUGAAGUUAUGAGAUGCCCACCACCUCCAAGGAUUGUUCAUGGAAGAUAUUUUGGAGAAAACUUCAUGUAUCAGACGUCUGUUAUAUAUGUUUGUGAUGCAGGCUAUUACCUUGUUGGAGAUCAUAUGGUUACUUGUACUUUACAAGGCUCAGGCUCCACAAACUGGACUGAACCUCCAAAAUGCAAAGGAUGUCUUGCACCACAAGAGAUUGCCAAUGGGAAACCUGAUACUGAGGUUCAGGAAGAUUUUGCCUACGGAUCCUCUGUGAUGUACCGUUGUGACCCAGGCUACUUCCUUACUGGUGCAACAACAAUAUACUGUCUGCAUUCUGGAAUGUGGGAGCCACCAGUCCCUCAGUGUAAAGUAGUACAGUGCCCCUCACCUCCAGAAGUCCUGCAUGGGGAACACAGUGCCCUGGAAUCAGCAAUAUUUACUAAUGGAAAAUCUAUUAAAUACAUCUGUGAACCUGGUUACGUCCUUAUUGGAGAGGCAACUAUAUAUUGCAUGGCAUCUGGUGCAUGGAGUUUCCCUGUCCCAAAAUGUGAAGCCAAGGGAUGUAUUGGUCCAGAAAUUCAGAAUGGAAGAAAAUCAAGCUCUAACAUAGUCUUUAAACCAAUGGAGACAAUCACAUUUGAGUGUGACCGUGGUUACAUCUUGAAAGGCAACAGUACAAUUCAGUGCCAACCUGACAACAUGUGGGAUUUUCCUGUGCCUCUCUGUGUCAGGGAGAUGCAAUGCCAGAGACCCCCUGAACUCCAAAACGGUUUUCACAGCAACCAGAAAGUCACUGUUUUUAGCAAUGGAAUGCAUGUGAAAUAUACAUGUGAGGAUGGAUACACUCUUAUCGGUGAGGCAACAAUUUAUUGCACUGAAUCUGGCACAUGGAAUCUCCCUGCCCCUCGCUGUGAAGGUAACAUAGAUACUGAAAUUCCACCAACUCUGCGUUCUUCCAUUGUGUCACAGUGUCCCUCUCCACCACAUAUUGAUAAUGGAUAUCACAUUGGAGAGGCCUUGUAUGUUUUUCCCGCUGGAACAACUGUAAGCUAUAGCUGUAUUUCAGGCUAUAUCCUCAUUGGACAGGAAUCUAUCUCUUGUACAGAGUCUGGUGCAUGGAGCUUCCCUCCUCCUCGGUGUGAAGUGUUGCAGUGUACUCCUCCACCACCUAUUUCCAAUGGUGAGCACGAUGGCCACAGACUGGCUAACUUUACUGUUGGCACAAGUGUAAAUUAUACUUGUAAUCCUGGCUACUUGCUAGUUGGUGAGGCUUCCAGUCACUGUACAUCUUCUGGAGCGUGGAGUCAGCCUAUACCUCGGUGUGAAGAUUUUACCAUAUUGUCAUUAUCCAGAUCAGAAGAUAGAUUACCAAUUGGCUGCAUCCUCCCACAGAUUCCUGGUGGCAAAAAAGCAGAAGUAGAAAGUGUGUUACAGUCUGGAGAUAAUGUGACUGUUGAAUGUGAAGAUGGAUAUGUCUUGGAAGGUAGCUCAUAUGUUCAGUGUCAGCAUGAUUUUACAUGGGAUCCUCCAGUGCCAGUUUGUAAACCAGUUUUCUCUGUCAUGGCUUUAAUAAGCUUUGGAUCUGUGGUUGGUUUCCUUCUGCUUUUGACUAUUUUGGGUAUUAUCUGGAUGACUGUUUCUAAGUGGAACAAAGUCCGGUACACUCCUGCAAAUAGCAAAGAAAUAUCUGACAUUCCAAACAGUAGAAUAUCAUGUUCCUCUAAUUUACAACUUUGAAAACAGCAUCAUUUUCACAGUAAUGGGCAAUGUGCAUUGGAAAUAAGCGGCUUAUUGUAAUCUACAGAUCUUGAAAAGCUAUGGCCAUUAAAUGACUGUUGUUUCCAUUAGUCAAAAAGUCACAGCAUACACUGUUGUAUUUAGAUAGCUUAUUUCCCUUUGGACUACAGCUGAGAGAAGCAACAGACUUUGGAUCGACUUGUUACAGCACAAGUGCUUGUUAUCACUAACCCAGAGAUGUAGCAGCCGAUCUGCUAACUGCACAAAAGUUGAACUCCAAAUUAUUCGCUUUAUUUUCCUGGCCUUUAAAAGUAAAGAAAAGCAAACAGUACUUAGAUGAAGUGAAAGUUUUUUUUAAAAAAAUUGAAAUAUAUAAUAUCCCUCUCAUCA